Messenger RNA from Wallemia mellicola CBS 633.66, 1705 nucleotides. RefSeq lists its product as hypothetical. The transcript is spliced from 6 exons. NCBI's taxonomy places the organism in Eukaryota, Fungi, Basidiomycota, Wallemiomycetes, Wallemiales, Wallemiaceae. Bases 36 to 1679 code for a protein of 547 amino acids. Gene Ontology annotation, cellular component: chaperonin-containing T-complex. The record is from RefSeq and is a predicted model, not a curated record. Gene Ontology annotation, biological process: protein folding. Gene Ontology annotation, molecular function: ATP hydrolysis activity; ATP-dependent protein folding chaperone; ATP binding.
CUGACGGUCAGUUCAACAGCCGUCGUCGUAUCAAAAUGGACGCUAUACAACCAGGUGCAGCUGUAUACACACAAGAUGAACAUGGAAACCCAUUCAUUAUCGUAAGAGAGCAAGAUAAAAAGACUCGUACUAGAGGUGUUGAUGCUAUUAAAUCACAUAUCUUAGCUGCACGCACAGUAGCCAACAUUAUCAAAACCUCCCUUGGACCUAGAGGUUUAGAUAAGAUUAUGAUCAGCCCAGAUGGUGAUAUUACUGUCACAAACGACGGUGCUACUAUUCUCAGUUUAAUGGAAGUUGACAACCAGGUCGCUAAACUUAUGGUCAGCUUAUCAAAAUCACAGGAUGAUGAAGUUGGUGAUGGUACAACCGGUGUAGUAGUUCUCGCAGGUGCUAUGCUUGACCAGGCUAUCGGUUUACUCGACAGAGGUAUUCACCCAAUCAGAAUCGCUGAUGGUUUCGACAGAGCUUGCAAGAUUGCUGUCAGCGAACUUGAUAAAAUUUCUGACUCUGUUGAGUUCACUCAGGAUGGAAAGGGCGUUGGUACUGCCGCUCUCUAUAAGGCUGCUUCCACUUCAUUAGGUUCAAAAAUUGUUUCUGCUCACUCAAAAUUCGCUCAGAUCGCUGUUGACUCUGUUCUUUCUGUCGCUGACCUCGAACGUCGCGAUGUUGACUUUGAAUUGAUAAAGGUUGAUGGAAAAGUUGGUGGUUCACUUGAAGAAACUUCUUUAGUUCAAGGUGUUGUCGUUGAUAAGGAUAUGUCACACCCACAAAUGCCUAGAUCAGUUAAAGACGCUAAAAUUGCAAUCUUAACUUGUCCAUUCGAACCACCACGUCCAAAGACAAAGCACAAGUUAGACAUUGGUUCAGUUGAAGAGUACAAAAAGUUAGAAGCUUAUGAAAAAGACAAGUUCGCUGAUAUGAUCAAGAAAGUUAAAGACUCUGGUGCAAAUUUGGUUAUCUGUCAAUGGGGUUUCGAUGAUGAAGCUAACCAUUUGUUGAUGCAAAAUGAUUUACCUGCAGUACGUUGGGUCGGUGGUCCAGAAAUCGAACUCAUCGCUAUCGCUACUAACGGACGUAUCGUACCAAGAUUUGAAGACCUUUCAGCUGAUAAAUUAGGACACGCCGGUAUUGUCAGAGAAGUUGGAUUCGGUACAACAAGAGACAGAAUGCUUGUUAUUGAAGAAUGUGCAAACUCAAGAGCUGUCACUGUCUUUGUUAGAGGUUCAAACAAGAUGAUCAUUGAUGAAGCCAAGCGUGCACUCCACGAUGCAAUCUGUGUUGUACGUAACUUGAUCGUUGACAACAGAGUUGUCUACGGUGGUGGUGCAGCUGAAAUUGCAUCCUCAAUAGCGGUAACUAAGGCAGCAGAUGAGACUCCAUCGAUUGAACAAUACGCUAUGAGAGCAUUCUCACAAGCACUUGAUGCAAUCCCAUUAGCAUUAGCAGAGAACUCCGGUUUGUCACCAAUUGAAACCCUCUCAGAUGUCAAAUCACAACAAGUUAAUGACAAGAAUCCAAACCUUGGUAUCGAUUGUAUGGGUAGAGGAAGUUAUGAUAUGAAAGCACAAAACGUACACGAUCCGCUUGUUUCUAAGAGACAACAAUACCUUUUGGCAACUCAGCUCGUUCGCGCUAUACUCAAGAUUGAUGACGUUAUUACAGCAGGUGGAGAUAUGUAAUUUAAAGAUGCAUUUAUUAUUCCCAG